Colletotrichum truncatum is the source of this 630-nucleotide messenger RNA. RefSeq names its product Autophagy protein 16. Lineage: Eukaryota; Fungi; Ascomycota; Sordariomycetes; Glomerellales; Glomerellaceae. The record is from RefSeq and is a predicted model, not a curated record.
AUGCCUUCUGAUUGGCGUUCUGAGUAUCUAGCCUCAUUCAGAGAGCAAGAGAAGAACAACCCUGUUAAUCUGGAGAUUGUUCAGCUCUUAUCACAGUAUGCUGACCAUCUCCCUCUCUUCAAACACACAGGCUCCCAGCUCUCCGACCGCGUCGCAGCCCUCGAGGCCGAAAAAGAACUCCUCAAGUCCAAGAUCGAGCCUAACGCGGCGCCGAGAGGUAGAGAGACGUCAAUAGAUACCAUUAGUACCGAUCCCAACUUCAACCAGCUGCAACUCAACCUCGCCGAAGCGUUGCGGUCGAACGGGACGCUCCAGACUCGAGCGAAAACGGCGGAAGAAGAAGUGCAGGCCUUGCGGAAGAAGGCAAGGGAGGAUGCGAGGCAAAUCAAGCACCUCACAGCCGAGAAGACUGCUAUAGCGACGAAACUGCAAGACAGAGAACACGAGCUUCGAGAGAAGCGGAAACUUGUCGAGAAUGUCCAGGACGAAAUGAUCACAUUAAACCUGCAAAUGGCCAUGGCCGAGAAGGAGAGAGACAAGGUCAAGAAAGAGAACAAGGAGCUCGUCGACCGCUGGAUGAAGAGAAUGGCACAAGAGGCCGAGGCCAUGAACCUCGCAAACGAGCGCUGA